GGACGGCCCGCUGCACUUUGCUUUCCUGUAUCUUGCUGUGCAGAGCUUUGCAUCUGGGGCUGGCUAUCUGAUCCCUUCACCAUGAGCUGCAGCAUCAAGAGAACAUCCAGCACCUCGUACAGGAGCGGAGGAGGAGGUGGAGGCGCCUGUGGUGGCAGCAGCGGCCGCAGCUCCUCCGUGUCCUGCCGGCGCUACGCCUCUUCCGUGAUCGGCGGGGGCAGCUACGGUGGGGCAGCCUGCGGGGGCUACGGGGGCAGCCUCAGCAUGGGCAGCCUUGCUGGGGGCUUUGGCGGGGGCUUUGCGGGGAGCUGCGGCCCUGGGGGAGACCUGCUGCUGAGCGGCAAUGAGAAGGUCACCAUGCAGAACCUCAACGACCGCCUGGCGUCUUACCUGGACAAGGUGCGAAGGCUGGAGGAAGAGAACGCUCAGCUUGAGCACCACAUCCGGGAGUGGUACAGGAAACAAGCUCCCAGUGUUUCCAAGGACUACAGCUCCUACUACCAGACCAUCGAACAACUCCAAAAUCAGAUCAUUUCUGCCACUGUGGACAAUAACAGAAUGAUUCUGGACAUUGAUAACAGCAAGAUGACUGCCGAUGACUUCCGAAUGAAGUAUGAGAAUGAGCUGGUCAUCCGUCAGACCGUGGAGGCUGACAUCAAUGGCCUUAGAAACAUCCUGGAUGGUCUCACUACCACUCGGUCUUCACUGGAAUCUGAGCUGGAGUCUUUGAAGGAUGAGCUGAUUGCUCUGAAGAGAAACCAUGAGGAGGAAAUGAGGCAGCUCCAGUCCCAAACUGGUGGCAAUGUGAGCGUGGAAGUCAAUGCCGCCCCUGGAGAAGACUUGACAAAGACCCUGAAUGACCUGAGAAAUGAAUACGAGGAGAUCAUUGCAAGGAACCGCAAGGAGGUGGAGCAGUGGUAUGAGGUGAAGAUCCAAGAAGUCAAUCAGCAGGUCACUUCCAGCAGCCAGGACAUCCAGACCAGCAGCCACCAGCUCACCGAGCUGAGGCGCGAGAUGCAGAACCUGGAGAUUGAACUGCAGGCGCAGCUCAGCACGAAAAGCUCUCUGGAAAACUCCCUGGCAGAAACUGAGUCUCGCUAUGGCCGCAUGCUGCAACAAAUCCAGGGGCAGAUCAACUGCGUUGAGGAGGAGCUGGCCAGCAUCCGCUGUGAGGUGGAGAGUCAGAGCCAGGAGUACAAGAUGCUCCUGGGCAUCAAGAUGCGCCUGGAACAGGAGAUCCAGCAGUACCGGGCACUGCUGCAGGAGGGGCAGCAGGAUCUUGUAUCAUCUCAAGGAGCUCUCCAAGGAGGAGGAAUGUCCUCCCACUCUUAUUCUUCUAGUUCCUACUGUCAUGGUCAAUCUAGUGACAAGGCAGGGCAGUCAAGAGUGUGCUAAGAUACCACCGACUCGUUGGGCUUCCCUGAUCCAAUCAGUGCCAUGGGAGCAGCCCGGCCCACAACGUGGUAACGCAAAGCCCACACGCGCUGUGACGUACCCCACCCAGAGAUUGCUCUCCAAAUGCUUUUCCUAAAGUUAUCUACUUCUCCCUUCUCAUGCUGUCCAUCACUGUGAUCACUGUGCUUACACACAGGUCUCUGCAGUGCACUUGGUACUCUACUGCACAACAAUUCCUCAAAUAAAGCUUUACCUUUCUGCAGUGCAAAGAAAA
Corvus hawaiiensis (hawaiian crow) is the source of this 1669-nucleotide messenger RNA. Its product is annotated as keratin, type I cytoskeletal 15-like. The transcript has 8 exons. Bases 82 to 1395 code for a protein of 437 amino acids. The record is from RefSeq and is a predicted model, not a curated record. Gene Ontology annotation, molecular function: structural molecule activity. Lineage: Eukaryota; Metazoa; Chordata; Aves; Passeriformes; Corvidae. Gene Ontology annotation, cellular component: keratin filament.